Schizosaccharomyces japonicus yFS275 is the source of this 1751-nucleotide messenger RNA. RefSeq names its product ornithine N5 monooxygenase. NCBI's taxonomy places the organism in Eukaryota, Fungi, Ascomycota, Schizosaccharomycetes, Schizosaccharomycetales, Schizosaccharomycetaceae. Bases 178 to 1494 code for a protein of 438 amino acids. The record is from RefSeq and is a predicted model, not a curated record. The transcript has 2 exons. Gene Ontology annotation, biological process: cellular response to iron ion starvation; ferrichrome biosynthetic process.
CAAACACUGUUACUAAUCAUCAUUUCAAUCGCAAAUUAAUAUUGCUGCAGUAGACCGAAUUGCGUUUCUUCCCCUUCCUCAAUUACUCAGUCAGUUAAUAGUCGUCUUCAUUUCAGUGCUCCACUAGUUGAAUUCAAUUGUACCACUAGCGCGGAAUCCGAUAGCAGCGUCUUCAGUAUGGUUGACUUGAAAAAAAACGACAUUCUUGAUUUGAUUAUCAUUGGUAUGGGACCAGCUUCCCUGUCAAUUUUAAUUGCCGCUUAUGAACAUUCCUCUCAACCAUUGAAAGAGAGAAGAAUUCGCGUCUUUGAGAAACAGCAGGAGUUCUCGUGGCACAGAGGCAUGCUUAUUCCUGGAUCCAACAUGCAGAUUUCAUUUGUUAAGGAUCUUGCUAGCCCUCGAAACCCUCGCUCCUACUUUUCUUUUCUUAAUUUUCUUCACGUACAUGGCUGCGAGCGUUUCCACGGUUUUUUGAACAUGUCUGUCAUGGAACCUUCCCGUAGCGAGUUUCACGAAUAUCUGUCCUGGUGUGCUAGCCAUUUCGAAUCGCUUGUUCAGUACGACAGCGAAGUAGCCAGCAUGGACUAUGACGAGUCGAGUGAUACAUACACCCUUAGUGUCAAACAAUCUGACGGAACAUGCAAAAGUGUACGGACAAAGAACGUGCUCGUGGCUACUGGCGGUCAGCCAUGUAUUCCUGAACAGUUUCGCAAACUCAAUACAGGUCGUAUUCGUCACUCUAGUGAAUUCAUGUAUCCGGAAAGCCAAAGCUACCUUCAGAACGCCAAACACGGUGUGCUCGUUGUUGGAGCAGGCCAAUCUGCCGCUGAAAUUUGGCGUCACUGUCAUAACAACGUACCUUUAAAGUUGCCGGUACACAUGAGCUUGCGUUCUCUCGCUCCGUUACCCAGCGAUUCGAGUCCAUUCAUUAAUUCCUUAUUUUUUGAUCCAGACCGUGCUCAAUGGUGGUACCGCCUGCCUGAAUGUCAACGUCUUCCAGGUCUUGCUUCUGGUCGAGGAACAAAUUACGGAGUCGUUAAAGAAGGAUUGAUUGAGGAAAUGUUCCGUAUAGUAUAUGACCAGAAACGUUAUACGUCUCAACCUACACACACACUCCUUCCAUACUCAUUUGUUGAUGAUAUUGAACCUGUGGAAGAUGGAUUAGAGGUGACGAUUACUUUUCAGGAUCCCCAGAGAAAGCCCACCAAACUUGUCCAGAAGUACGACGUCGUUUAUUUUGCAACCGGCUAUAACCACAAUGGUGGACAUGAUCUCAUCAGAAAGUUUAUUCCUCCCGGCGAAAAGGCCAUCGUUCAUGAAAACUAUGUUCUGAGUUCUGAACCUAGUAAGCAAGGUCACCUAUACCUUGUCGGUUUAAGUGAAUCUCAACAUGGCAUUGGUGAAACGCUUUUGAGCUGGGCUGCUGUUCGUGCCGGUAACAUCGUUAACUCCAUAUUCGGUCCGAACAAGUCCACCGAAGAUUUUUCUUUAUAAGUGGAUGAAACACUGUAUACUUACUGUUUUAUUAUAUAUUCACAAAAGACUCGCCAUCGAUCUGGCGUGAAAGAACAGACAUUGUGGAUCACUUAUGUCUUUUGUUUUGUUUUGUUUAAUGGUGUAGCCUAAGAUAUUGUAUUCUUGUUUGUUAUAACGAUAUUGAGACACUAGCUCUAUUUAAUGAUAGGUUUAUAAAUCAUUAUACGAGAAUAUAUGGUAUGCGCAUACAUUGAUAUAAUUUCUCUUCGUUGCAU